AUGAAGGUCGAAUUAAAUAACCGAGUCAAUAUUAAAAAUAAUGUAAUAAAAAAACCGCCUUUAAAAAAAAUUCAAGUGAGAAGAAGUAUUAAAGAUAUAUUGGUAAAUGAUAAUCCAUGUAUACAAAUAUACAAUUAUACAGGAAGAGAAAUAAAUGUAUUCCCUAAAAAUGUGUUAGAAUCAAAUGUGAAGAAUAAAAAUAAUGCAGGUUUGUUUAUUGAUAAAAUAGAAUAUAAUAUAAAAAAUGAUAAUGAUGAAACAUGUGUUGAAGAAAGCUCAGAAAAUUGUUUAACAAAUUUGAAGAGAAUGGAUAGUCAGGAAAAUAGAUUAUUAAAUGAAUUAAAUGAAUUGUUAAGUAAACAAAAUUUAACAGAUGAAAUGAAAAAUAAUAUUAAAUCUCUUUAUAUAGAAAUCCAAGAAAUUUAUUUAGAAGUAAAAACUGAUUUAAAAAAUAAUUACCCUUCUGCUCAAGAUAUACUAAAAAUAUAUAAUACCAAUGAAAAUGAAGAUGAAGAUGGAAAUGAAAAUGAAGAUGAAAAUGGAAAUGAAAAUCAAAAUGAAGAUGAAGAUAAAGAUGAAGAUAAAGAUAAAGACUAUACAUGGAGAUCUCUUUGUUUUUAUAAAUUACUGAAUGACCAACUGAGUGACAUACACAUAUCUACUAUAACUUCAUAUAGGUUAGAGUAUCUAAAAACGAUAUAUAAAUGGUAUACUAAAAAUAAAAAAAUUAUAUUUAAAGGGAAAAAACAAAAUCAAACUAUCCAUGACACGACUCUAACUGAAAAUGACACAAAAUGCGCCGUUGGGUGCAAAAGAGAGCAUAUAGAAGCGGAAGGGGAAGAAAAGGAGGGAAAAAAUGAAGAAAAAAAGGAGGGAAAAAAGGAGGGAAAAAAUGAAGAAAAAGAUGAAGAAAAAAAUGAAGAAAAAAAUGAAGGAGAAAAGGAGGGCGAAACGAACGCUUUGAACCCCAUUGAUACUGAAAAAAAAGGAGAGAUGGAUAAUAAAAUGACAAGAGAAAAUUGUGAAUGUGAAAAAAUGGAAUGUCUAACUAAGAUACUGAAUAAAGAAAUGAAUAAAAUUCGAGAAAAUAAUUUAUCAAAUUUAGAAUUAAAUAUGUUAAAAGAUAAUGAUUCAAAUGAUGUUUUAGAAAAUUAUAUAUUCCCAAAUGAAAUAUUAAAAAAGAAUCAAGUUGAAGAGAAUAAAAAAAAAGAAAGUUACAUAAACAUAGAAGAUGAAGAUGAAGAUGAAGAUGAAGAUAAAUCAGGCCCAAAUGAAAUAUCACCAAAUUGUCUAACAAAUAUAAUAAAUGAUGAAAUAAAAAUUCAAAAAACUGAUAGUUUCUCAACAAAUGGUACUUUUUAUCAUUUAAAUUUAAAUAAUAUUAUAAUUGAAGAAAAUCAUUUUUCCAAUAAACCUAAAGAUAUAGAUAAAAUAAUCAAACUAGAAGAAGAAAUUAAAAAACAAAAAUUAUUAAUAAAAAAUAAAGAAACCGAAAUAACGAACUCUCUUAUAGGAAUUAAAUUUAAAGAUAUUUUUGGAAAAUUCGAAGAUUUAGAUUCAGGAAAGUAA
Messenger RNA from Plasmodium yoelii, 1569 nucleotides. Its product is annotated as conserved Plasmodium protein, unknown function. The record is from RefSeq and is a predicted model, not a curated record. The transcript has a single exon. NCBI's taxonomy places the organism in Eukaryota, Apicomplexa, Aconoidasida, Haemosporida, Plasmodiidae. Bases 1 to 1569 code for a protein of 522 amino acids.